This is a messenger RNA of Brassica rapa (field mustard), 1334 nucleotides long. Its product is annotated as probable 6-phosphogluconolactonase 1. Gene Ontology annotation, molecular function: 6-phosphogluconolactonase activity. The record is from RefSeq and is a predicted model, not a curated record. NCBI's taxonomy places the organism in Eukaryota, Viridiplantae, Streptophyta, Magnoliopsida, Brassicales, Brassicaceae. Gene Ontology annotation, biological process: carbohydrate metabolic process; pentose-phosphate shunt.
AACUGGUGGAAAAAUAAAAGAAACAAUAUUGCGCUUACUUGGACUCAUAAAGACAGAGGAGAAAUAAGGGUUCACGAGAAUUUGGAGGAACUUAGCACUGGCUUGGUAGAUUAUAUAGCUGAGAUAUCAGAAGCGUCGAUUCUAAAACAUGGUGCUUUCUGCAUUGUUUUAUCAGGAGACUCUCUCAUUAGCUUGGUGGGAAAAUUGAUCGAAUCGCUUUACAACAAAAUUGUAGAUUGGGAUAAAUGGUAUGUUUUUUGGGCGGAAGAGCGUGCGGUAGGUAAAAGCCUUGACGAUAGCCACUACAAACUCGCCAGGGAUCAUCUUCUAAGUCAGGUAAAUGUGUUUCCGAGGCAUAUAUACUCCAUUAACGACAGGCUAUCAGUCGACAAAGCUGCAACAGAGUAUGAGUUCGCCAUCAGACAGAUGGUGAAAAAGCGAACUGUGAUUCCAUCUGAGAACAGUGAAUGUCCCAAGUUUGAUCUGAUCUUGCUAGGGAUGGGCUCGGAUGAAGUAGCCUCGCUCUUCCCGAACCACCCAGAACUCGAGGUGAAAGAGGAUUGGGUUACGUACCUGACCAACUCACCUAAACCGCCACCAGAGAGACUCACAUUUACUUUGCCAGUUAUUAACUCAGCUGCUAACGUCGCUAUAGUGGCAACCGGAGCAUCCAAAAGCCAAUGCUAUCCACUUUGCAAGUCUCUUCCUGCACGUCUGGUCCAGCCGAGCAACGAGAAUCUGGUGUGGUUUUUGGAUAAACCAGCAGGAUAUAAACUUGACGGGUUUAAAUCUCUCUGAAUAGAACUUAGACCAGCUUCUUGUUCCAAAAGCUAAUUGUUCUUUACAUUAGUGAUGACCCUUUUUGAAUGAAGAGCAACCGGUUUAGAAACAUGGACCAUUUUUUUCAACUUUUCUAAUCAUGCAAGUUUCAACAAAGUACAGUACCAGGUCUAGUAACUAUAACACUAACAUAGUCAAUAACUUCAUAAAACAAUCUAAUCUCAAAACUCAAUGAAGUUAUAAUCUGACACAACUCAGGCGAAAACCAAACCGUAAUUCUACAGGAGGAAGGGGUGGGAGUGAGAGAAACCGGCAAAAGCUUACUUUCAUCAGGGAUUAUCAUGGCUUAGAGCUUCGGCCUCAGCUCUUGCCAUAGGAUCAUCUUUGACCUCCGUAUCUUCUUCCAUCUCCCCUUGUCGGUCUUGCGCCAGUUUCUUCCUGUGAAGUUCCUCAGCAGCCUCCAUAGCAGCCCUGUUCUCAGCUUGGAUCUUGAGUAUCUCCUUUUCUUGUUGCUGCCGCUCAAACCAUGUGUCUGCAUCCGCCCAAACUGAAAA